GGGUGCUGGUGGGGCCGUCGCUUAGCAACCCAACCCCCGCGGGGCCGCUGGGCGGGCGGGGAGGCCGCCGCUCCCCCGAGCCGCAGCGGCCGAGCGGCCUUGCGGCGGUCUGACUGACCGGGCACUGUGGCGCCCGUGCGGGUAGAGAAACGUAAUGGAGUCUCAUAACUCCGGCAUAGUUUCCAAGAGUCCGUCAGCCUCUGAAAGUGAAGACAAUGAGAUUGAGUUCGUUGGAGAAGGACCCUUAAGGCCUGUACUUGAAAGCAUUGAUCUUGUCAGUAGCGAGGAUGAAGAACCUAAUAGCAGUUAUUAUGUUCAUAGAAAUACUAAGCGUAAAGAUCACAUUGACUAUCAGAAAGAACGAGUUGCUUCAACCUUGGAUCGUCUGGCACGUCAUGUAGAAGUUGAGAAACAGCAAAAAGAAGAGAGAAACAAAGCCUUUAAGGAGAAGGUUGACUCCCAAUAUGCUCAUGGGUUGCAAGAACUAGAAUUUAUUCGGGCAAACAGUGACACAGAAGCCGCAAGAUUAUGCGUGGACCAAUGGUUAAAAAUGCCAGGUCUCAAACCAGAAAGUGUUAACUGUGGAAAAAGGGGUAUUUGCAAAAGAGCCCGUCAGAUGAAAGUCAACAGCAGUCCCAUGGCUUGCCCUGUGAUGCACUGCAACAGAGAGUUUGAUAAUGGACACCUUCUCUUAGGUCACCUUCAAAGGUUUGAUCAUUCUCCUUGUGACCCAACAGUCACAUUACGUGGGCCCCCAAAUAAUGCUGUUGCCUGUGUGAUAUGCUGCCAAAUAUUUUCAACCUCUCAGCAGUACAGUGAUCAUCUUUUAUAUAAGCUAGGUGAAAAUGACGGACACAUAAAAGAUCUCCCUCCGCAGCUUAUUCAGUGUUUUGCUUGCCCAGACUGCUUCCUCCUUUUCACAAGAAAAGAGGAAUGCUUGCAGCAUAUGUCAGGAGAGAACCACUUCCGCCAGGAUUCUAAAUUGAGUGGUGAAAUGAAGGCUGGCCUUCCUCUACCUUUCCCAUCCUAUGCAAAGAACCUUCUGAUAUCUCUGUGCAAAGAGGUCCCCUUCCAAGUGAAGUGUAUAUCCUGCCACCAGACACUACGCUCACAUAUGGAACUAACAGCUCAUUUCAGAACACGCUGUUAUAAUUCUGGGCCUGUGGCACUGUCAAAGAGGAACAUCUCCCAGGUUGCAGAGAUCUUUAAAACAGAAGGUUACUGUGAGAACUGCGAUAAACUCUUUGCCAAUCAGGAUCAGAUCAUCCAGCAUAAGCAAACCACUCGGCAUAACAUUAAAGCUGUUACUACAAUGGCAGAGUCCAUCUUGAUGUUCUGUCAUAUCAAUGGAAAAAAUAAAAAUCAGUCUAAUUUGUGGCAUGCUGUGGAUAGGUCACGACCACUGCUUAAAAGACACUUGACUUCUGAUGAAUCUACUAGCGAGAUGGGCUUUACUCCUUCAAAACGGAAGAGCAAUUUAAAACAUGAAAAUGAAGAUCAUGUAGCAAAGCAAAGUCAAGGUAGUGCCCACAAAGUAAAAGCCUGGUUUUGUGAGUGCCUUCGAAAGUUUUUUACAGAAGAGUCAGUAGAAAAUCACAUUUUAUCAGCAAAUAGGAUCUGUCACAAGUGUGCUGUGUGUGGAAAGCUUGCUGAAAAUUCAAGCAUCAUCCGCCUGCAUAUGAGUCGAUUCCAUGGGGGAGCGCACUUGACUAAUUUUCUUCUCUGGUGUAGAGCAUGCUCUGUAGAUGUCAGAGAAGAGGAUAUUAUGGGACAUGUGACUGAAUUUCAUGGUGGACAUAGUUACUAUUAUGAGCAAGAAGCUCCAGAAGAUGAACCUAUGCCAUCUGCUUCUGACACAGCAUGCAUUUCUGCAGAUGAAAGGAAAGACAUUCCUAGUCCUAUAGAACUCUCCCCUGAAAAAAGCCCUAUUCUGGGAAAAUGGCAAUGCUGCAUUUGUGAGGAGAUGUUUGAAUCUGAAGAAAGUGUUAAACAACAUUGCAUGUCCUUAGAAAGCCAUUCAUUUCACAGAUACUGCUGUGGCUUAUGUAGAAGUUACUUCCGUAAAGAAGUAACGCUACUGCGACACUUCCAAGAGCAUCAUAACCAGGAGAUACAGACUAAAUUCUUCUGUGGCCUUUGUGGUAAUAUCUUCUUUGACACAGAAGAAGAAUUUCUAAUCCAUUAUAGGGAGAUUCAUAGCAUGGACUAUACAUUUGUGCCUGAGCAGGCAGAAAUAUCAAUAAAAAAAGAGGAGGACUUCCUCCCAGUAGAAAAAGGAGACCUUUUAACCUGUGGUUGCCGAGCAACUUACAUCUCCAAAAGAAACAGGAAGAAUGAUUAUGAGAAUUGUCAGAAAGCCAUGCUGCAGAAAGGCAACUUGUGGUUUCGAUGUUGCACUUGUUCUGCAACUGCACAGAAUUUUGCUGAUUUGAACAGACAUCUCAACACUCACACAUUAAAGAAACGUAGAGAAGAGAUGUUUGUUGUUAGAUGUGCUGCAUGCAACAAAAACUUUGAUGAUCUUCAGGGCGCACAUCAGCACUAUCAUGUGAAACACUGCUUCUUGCAGAAACCUGAUCUAUCAAGUCUUGCGACAGAAUUUGAUAAUGCACUGUUCCAGUUCACAGCAAGUGGGUCUUGUGUGGACAGAAAACCUCACCAACUAAAAUUUCAGACAUCUCCACCCAAGACUUGGGAAAGACCACAGUUGUCUCCUCAGCAGGGGCAAAUCCAGAAUGAAGAAAGUGAGAGCUCUACAUGCUUUGAAGAGCCUGAGGAAGAUGAUGAACUUCCUGAUCUUGACUACCUGAGUACCAUGACUCACAUUGUGUUAGUGGAUCUAGACAACUGGGGAAGCUUAUUCACGCAGCUGCCAGCUAACCUGAACCAAGGGACAUUUAUCUGGGGCUUUCAAGGAGGCUACAGCAACUGGAAACCUCCAGUGCAUUGCAAAGUUUACAAUUACCUUAAGAGGAUUGGGUGUUUCUUCCUUCAUCCACGUUGUGGUACCAGAAGGGAAGCAGCAGACUUUGCUAUCUGUGUCCAUGCUGGUCGUCUGGAUGAGCACCUGCCCAAGCAAAUUCCUUUCACUAUUCUUUCUGGAGACAAAAGCUUCCUGGAACUGGAAACUCAAUUUAAAAUGACUCAGCGGCCAGCUCGCAUCCUAAAUCCCCACCAUAUUGAAGGAGACAAGAUGUAUGCCUUGCUAAACAGCAUUUCUGAUACCACAAAAGGUUCAGAUAGCGAAGAGGAUGAAGAUCUCAAACUAACAAUGAAGAGGAGCUUAGAAGAAGCAAACGAACAGGCAGAGCAAGAUGCAGAAUUUGAAGAAGCUAUCAGGAGGAGCCUUGAGGAAAUGUAAAUGAAGAUACUUCAGUGCACUAACACCAUGUCAUCAGAGCUGCUUACCGAAAUGGAAGCAUGUUCAUCUAUUUCCAAAGGUUCAGAAAUACCACUUCAGAACACAUCUGUAUCUUUCAUUGUUACAUUUAUAAUCUGGUGUCACCUGUCAUGCUGAUGAACAGCUGGAGUAUAUGGAUAUCUGCUGCAAUAUAUUGUGUAUGAUAAAAAUAUUUUUUUAAGUUUUUGCAUAUUCUGUUUCUAAUGGGAGAUAACUAAAUCUCUCCAGUCUAGCUGUACAAGUUGUUGCCUAAUUAGUAGGCUGGUCUUACUAGGUAUUUUGGGGUAUUUAGUUGUUCUUUUUUGUUUAAAUUGGUUCUUGUAUCUAAUGUUUCUGUCAUUGUCUUUACAUUUUCAUUUGGUCUUUGCAACGGAUAAAAAUAGUAAACUCCAAUUAUCUCAGAUUUGCCUAGCUAAUCUUGUUAUAAAGAGAAGCUUAGAUCCCAGGUUUAUAAAUUGAACACAUGGCCUAACUCUUGCCUGUGGCUUGUCUCACCUCGUGGACCAUAAUUUUGCCUAUGUCAUGUUUGUUAUAAAUGUCAGAUGCAGGACCACAGGCUGUACAGUUAGCAUGAUAACUUUAUUUUUAUAAAUGUAUCUGUUUUUUCAAUAGUAGUGUGGUAGAGAGCUGGAUUUGGUGGGUUAAACUUUGAGAAGUUCUGUGCCUCUCCCUGAUCUGAGGAUGGAACAACUUUUUAAUGGAACAGAAGCUAAAUAAACUUUCUAGUUUCUGUUUGAAACAGACAUGAGAGAAUUUAAGGUGAUAUAAAAUGAUGUAAUAUCAUUUUAGGUCCCUUCUGUUCAUGAAGAGGUGGCCUUGGAUAAAUGAAUGUAAAUGUGUUAAUUAUUUUUGUACUGUCCUUAGUUUAAGGUGCACAAUUAUUUGUGUUUUAAAACUGUUAUCUGUCACCUUUCUCAGUUCCUUUGUUUAAAAAUACCUAUGCAAGCUGUCCAGCUUUACCAGGCUAUUGUACUUCAGUUAGUGAUUGCUGUCAAUCAGUAAGAAAUCUCAGUGUAAUAAAAUGCAGCUUGAUUAUUAUUGCUUAUC
Pezoporus occidentalis (night parrot) is the source of this 4447-nucleotide messenger RNA. RefSeq names its product E3 SUMO-protein ligase ZNF451-like. Gene Ontology annotation, molecular function: DNA-binding transcription factor activity, RNA polymerase II-specific; sequence-specific DNA binding. Gene Ontology annotation, cellular component: nucleus. Lineage: Eukaryota; Metazoa; Chordata; Aves; Psittaciformes; Psittacidae. Gene Ontology annotation, biological process: regulation of transcription by RNA polymerase II. The transcript is spliced from 15 exons. Bases 155 to 3361 code for a protein of 1068 amino acids. The record is from RefSeq and is a predicted model, not a curated record.